AUGGCGGUGGGUUGCUUCAACCCCGUGCUCUCGCCGCUCGUUCCUUCGCCGCCGGGUAGGUGCGUCCGAGCGGCGCUGCGGUCUCACCCGCCGACCGCGGUCUCCCUCCGGCUGCUCCCGUGCGGCGCGGCAGCUGGUCGUGGCACGUGGCGGCUCGCGGCGGCGGUAGAGUCGCAGACCGUGCAGGAGCAGCCGGCGCGGACGGAAGAGUCCGGUGAGGCCGGCGGGGCAGGUGCCCCCGAGGCGUCCUCCAAGCUGGUUCUUGUCGUUGGCGGAACCGGCGGCGUUGGUGAGAUACCAAUAUCCCUGCUCUCCGUUCUAGCAUUAUUUAGCAUUUUCCCUAUUAGAAGGCAGUUGGUUGUAGCAUCGUUGCUGAGCAGGAACAUCAAGUCAAGGUUGCUCCUAAGAGAUCCAGAAAAGGCAUUGUCCCUAUUUGGCAAGCAGAAUGAGAGUGUACUGCAGGUUUACAAAGCGGACACAAGAAACCCUAAUGAUUUGGAUCCACAAAUGUUUGAGGGAGUUACGCAUGUGAUAUGUUGUACUGGAACUACAGCAUUUCCGUCUAAACGCUGGGAUGGAGAUAACACUCCAGAACGUGUAGAUUGGGAUGGCAUCAGAAAUCUUGUAAGUGCCUUGCCACAGACAAUCAAGAGACUGGUUCUUGUGUCAUCUGUUGGUGUUACAAAAUACAAUGAGAUACCAUGGAGCAUCAUGAAUCUCUUUGGUGUGCUCAAGUACAAGAAGAUGGGAGAAGACUUUGUCCGCAAUUCAGGGAUACCAUUCACCAUUAUCAGGCCUGGAAGAUUGACAGAUGGGCCCCACACUUCGUAUGAUCUUAAUACACUUCUUAAAGCUACAGCUGGAGAGCGAUGA
Molecule: messenger RNA, 873 nt
Organism: Miscanthus lutarioriparius
Lineage: Eukaryota; Viridiplantae; Streptophyta; Magnoliopsida; Poales; Poaceae
Source: the annotation of a GenBank genome assembly